AAUUCCUCUCACUGCCUCCUUCUACGCCCAAAGAAAUCUGAUCCCCAUCAAUUCAGAUCAGACAAAGGGUCCUGUGUCAGUUAGUCGAGUUUGGUCGUGGUCGUAUGGAUCGAGCGCGAACCAUGAUUUCGGCCAUGAAAAAGCUACUUGCCAUCGCUGUACCUGUGAUUCUGUCCUUAACAUUUAGUCCACAGUUAACUUAUGGUCAAAUAACAGCCAUCAACAUCGCACAGGGCAAGAAAAUCGAAGCGACUUCAACGUGUGGAGUUGGCGUGGGCGAGAAAGAGCUUUUCUGCAAAUUGGCGACCGUGCCGGGAAAGUUUGCAAUCUCUGGUCUAUCUUGCGAUUAUUGUGACCCAUUGACACCUUCAAGUAAUCAUUCGAUUGAAUACGCUAUUGAUGGAACUGAAAAUUGGUGGCAGUCACCCCCGCUUUCCAGAGGACUUCAGUAUCAACAAGUCAACAUCACAAUCGAUUUGGGACAGGUCGGUGUGUUCGCCGUUUUUAUGCUGAUCGCAAUAUGCUAUUAUCCUCAAUCGUCUUCUUUUUCAGUGACAGAAUUGUGGUUUGCUGCAGUUAAGCUUCAGUUUGUCUUGUACAACUGAUCGACCUGAUCGGCCAACUGCACAGUCCAUAAUUUGGUCUCGAGAUUUGUAUGAAUUCUUUCUCAGCGUUGCCGCAGAUCUCUUGAAGGAAAUCUGCAUUUCAGGUCACAUUCCUUAGGUCUUGGUCACAAAUACCUCGCAAAAAUUUUCCAAAAAGAGGCAAAGACAGUCUCAUUAAACUGUGAGCCUUAAUAGUGAGCCUAGCAUAGCAUUUUUACUAAAAGCCUGUAUAUUUGGAUGCGUUUUUUAAGUGACCUGAAUGAAUGUUAAAUCUUGCCCUAUGGAAUGUGAUUCAAAGAUACACGGUAUGCGGCCUCUGAAAGUGAAAUUUGAAAGCACAACAAAUCAAAAUUAAGUAUACAAUCCGAAGUCUUUAAAGGUUCACAGUGUUUAUACCUGCCAACUUUUUCUGAGAUGUAGGCGUGAGAUUUUUAUCCUGGGAGUGCUGGGAUUUUUGAAAACGACACGAUCAUUUCCGAAGAUUCCCGAAGAAGUCCGAAGUCUUCCGAAGACGUAAAAAGUUAUCGAGAAAAACGCUUAUCCACAAAAUCAGAGAUCGCGAGGAAGGUAUUGUCAUUUAUUCAUUUUCUGUCAGAGAAAUUAAAGGCAGGCGUGAGACUCACGCCAGGCGGUUAGAAAGCUUGGGCAUUUUCUGUCAGAGAAUUUAAAGGAAUUUCUCACGGAGCCAAGGAAUGUGUGAGGAAACUUGUCAUUUUGAUACGAACUCAAGUGGUGGAAUUGCACAAAAAUUUUGAUCACUGCAAGUAUAGUUUGUGUGUGAACAAGAAAAAAUAUUUUGGGUGGUUAUUUUUCAUUCUUUAAGCCAAAAGUGUGAAACUACUUACGAUUCGACUGAAUAAACUUGUGCAGGGUUGUCAAAAGUAGCCAGCUGCCAGUGAAAAUCUCUGCCUACUUGGUUAGUAUCGGCCGGCUACUCUGCUUGGAAUUUCUUUACAGAUGGCGUUUUUCAAAUAAAAUAUCCCUGGACUGGCCACUAACUUUGACAACCCAGCUGUCUACUUCUACUACUAUUUUUAUUUUUACAACCAUCGAAACGACUUGUGUCAAAAUGGCUUUGUAUCAAAACGACCAGUAACCAUGUGUCAUGGUAUCCCAGUGCCCUUUGCUUGCUUGUCAUGCUUUGCAGUUUCUGUUACACUAUAAUAAAAUAGACCCUUCCGUGGUUCUUUCAGCGUUUGACAGGGAUCAGUUAUCGAAAAUCCAUCAACACAGCUGAAAGGAACACCUUAAAAUUAGUGAAAAUGCCAAGUUUGAAGGUUAUUUGUUGAAAACAGAAGCAUAUAACCAUGAAGUGUAUAAUUCUGUUUCAGUGCUGGGGUUUUUUGGAGAACCAAUCAAGAUUUAGUUCCUAGUAUGGAAUGACUUAUACACGUAGCACUAGUGUGAUGAAAACUUGAACAAAGGGCUACAAAGGGCAGCUAAAGGUUUAUGAAGUAAAAUUGACCAAAUCAGAACAAGACAUGAUAAGCAUCUUACAGGCCUCGCGCAACUUGAUGCCAAAAGCUAGUGUGUGCUAAAAAGAGUUUGCGUCAACAUCACACAACCUUAUUUUUUACCAUAUAGUUUUCGAAGGUUGCUAUCUUAAUAUUAAGAGCAGUGCGCAAAGUCCAUUCAGAAUAAAAUAUAGCAUGUUAUGCAAUGAACACUAAGAUGCAAAACUACUUAUUGAGCACAAAGAUUUUUUUACCGAAAGUAUUCGCAAAGAAAAUUUUUUGUACACACCAUGGUGCAGCUUAGUGCUGGUAAAUGAAACAAACUUGUUGACUCCACUACCUGUAAAUAUUAAUGUUUUUGUUCGUUGAUUAUGUAAUAUAACAAAUUUAAACGUCUCAAUUGAGUUGGAGUUUGUUACCGUUUUAUUGGCAUGCUUUGAUGAGCUGGGAGUUAUCCUACGCUGUGGUGUUUUUUCCAGGGUUUGCGUUACUGUACUAGGCCUGUUGUGGGGCAAUUUCCAGUGCCCCCUGGGUCAGCAGUUUACAAAUACAAUUUAUGCAUGCGCAUUUAUAUGUGCUUGUAGUUUUACAGUGUGUAGUGUUCGGGCAUCUUGCUCAGUAUUGCUCAGUUUUAGUGUUUUUUUCCCUCCCUCCUCACCUUUUAUUAUUAGUAGUAAUGGUAUUGUUGUCCUUAUUUCUCCACUGAACUUGGUUCAGUGUGAUGGAUGCUUGGGCUGGGGCUGGGUGUGGCGGGCGGGGCUCAUGGCUGAGUUGUGGGUAGGGAAGGCUUUUGGGGUGUUCUUGCUACCUGGGUUAGGGUCGGCAGCUGCAGUUCCCAGGUUCCUAAGAACCCAACCUCCAUGUGCAACUCAGGCAUUAACUAGUCUUUAUCAAAACUUGAAAAGAACCAUUGAAGGGUCUAUUGCUUAAAGGUGUAGGUUAUUAAGGUGGCUCAACUGGAUUUUUUAAGGGUGAUGCCUCAACUGUCCUUUCUGCGAAUAAUUAUUAUUUGUUUUUUUUUUUAAUUAUAGGAAUAUCAGGUAGCCUAUGUCAUAGUCAAAGCAGGAAAUGCGCCUCGUCCAGGAACCUGGGCUUUGGAAAAAUCUGUAGAUGGGGGCAAAACAUAUACACCUUGGCAAUAUUUUGCUACGACAAACAGUGAAUGUUUAAACUUCUUUGGAACCUCCUCACUGCUACAGUCAUUCAAGGAUGACACUACGGUGACAUGUACAACAAGUUAUUCACAGGUGCCUCCGUUUGAGAAUGGCGAGGUAAAUUAUUUUGUGUAGAGUUAAUAUGAGAGAUCCCUUAAAUCUGGUAAAUCAUAGACUUUGAGAUGCCUAUGAAAUACUUUUAUUAUAACUAUUUAUUAUUUUUAUUUCUACUAUUAUUAAUUAUUAUUGUUACUAAGCUAUUAAUGUCCUCAAUUAAUGCUUUUUGCUAAAUACAUAGUCUCCUCAAUAAAGCAGGUCUUUUUUGACAAUUGAAAUUUCAUGCCUCAAGAUUGUCCGAAUUCUUCCAAUUCUGAGAUUCCCAAAACUACUAGUUGGUAUUUUUUGUGAUAGCUCUGAUAGCCUGUUUUAUAGCUGUUCUUUUGUAAGGCACUCAUAUGUAAAUAGUUGGAUAUCGUCAUUUCGGAGAGGGUUGUUGAGAACAGGACUGUUGCUUACAGUGACAGAUGUUUUGACAAGCUGAGGUCAUCAUGCCUUAAAAUCACUCAAUCCUAGUCUACAUUAUAUAUUGGCAAGAUUAUUUGUCAAUCUACAGAUAAUUUUUGAAUCUAUGGACAGAACCCUUUUGUGUUACCAUUUAAAUGAAACCUCUUUUGCGGGGUUCAUACAGAGUCUUGAAUUCUUGAAAAAGUCUUGAAAUUUGUCCAGCAAUUUUCUAGACCUGGAAAAAGUCUGGAAAAUAGAGAUGAACUCUACGAAAAUUGAGUUUUUUUUUUCAAAGCUACAACAAAUGCUUUAUAAGUGAAUUUUUUUCACUUUUGUCAAAUCUUAUUCAAUCUCGUCCAUAUGUUUGCAGCACACCAUGAAAAAAGCUUUGUUCCUGCAUUAUAAAAUAGGUGAUCAAUAGAGUUCUUAACAACCUUGAGUCUUUUUUUGGAAAAAGUCUUGAAAAAGUCUUGAAUUUUGGAUCCAAAAAUCUGUAUGAACCCUGUAUUUAUUUCUUAGGAUUUUACCAAAAGAAAUUUGAAUUGUUUGUGGGUACUUUUACUUUGGCCACUAAUAGGAAUAAGAGGGUUAACAAAUUAAAGUCAAGAAACCCUUAUAAAUACAGGUUGACAAGUCAUUGUCACUCAUGGCCCUACACAGUGCUCACUCUGAUGAUCAUUAUCCAACUUAUAUUUACAUUUGACAUGACCAAUGGUUUAAGGGUUUGAACCAUUUACAAAGUAAUCCAUAUCGCACUGUUGUUGUUUGUGCACUGUAACAAGAAUAACUAAUAAUUAUUACUGUAUUUAUUUCAGAUUCACAUUUCCUUGGUAAAUGGAAGACCUGGUGCUGCCAACUUUUCUUACAGUAAAGCUCUGCAGGUGAGCCUUGAUGCAUACACAUGUACGUCACCAGGACUGAAAUGAGAGAUACAUGAGUAGCACUCACAAAGACGCCGUAAUCCUUGAGUUUUGCUUAUAACGUCAAAUACUUGCAAAAAAAGGUUGCGUCAAACUUCAUACAGUUACGUUUUGCUUAAUCUGGCCUUGGGAUGACUGGGUUAAAGAAUAUUUGGGAAAAUCAGGAUUCCUGGCAACCGAGAUGAAUUUUAAUGACAUAGCUCUCAUCGGACUUUCUUCAUUUCUAACAGAAGAUUAUUGACUGUGUGAAAUGUAAUCAUAGUCACCUCUGGUAUAUCCUAAAGAGCUCAGUUAAAUGUCCCUUCACUGUUUUAAGUGGUUAUUGUACAUUUCACUCAGUUUUGGUGUGAUUUCUUAAUGGCUGAAUUUUGUUAAAUUGUACUGUGACACAGUUUUCUCAUUCUGCUGUAAUGAAACAGUAUCAUUAUUUAUUGAAUGCAUAGACACAGGAAAAAGCUGAAUCUUUACAGAGACAAGCUGUUCUAGUAUAUUAUGUAUGUCUUUUUGUUUAUUUAAUGUGACUAAAAUGCAAGUAUGUUUGAUCAUAGGACUGGACACGUGCUACACACAUAAGACUGAGAUUGUUAAAAGUAAAGACUCUGUUGGCAGAUCUGCUACCACUGGCUCGCGAAGAUCCUACUGUAACCAGACGGGUGAGAAGACUAUAACUACCCCUGUUAAUUCUGCAAUGAAACCCUCUAUUACAGAAUGACCUUUAUCUGUCAUGGGGAUAUUAGGGCUGACAUCCUCAGACAAAUAAAAUCACCAAAAGUCUGGUCAUUUGAGUUGCCUUGAACAAAUGAACUCCGGUUGUUGAGAAAGGUUGCUUGUUGCUGGGUUUAUUUGACCCUGGUAGGUAAGGGGUUAAUGUAGAUUGUACUUGUUUUGAAGAAGGUAAGGAAAAAAUCAAAAAUUUCUGGAGUCAAAGUGACUGCCUCUGUGACCUCCAUGGAGUCAUCUUAAACAUUUUGGUGUAAAAUACACCAAUUAAUCUGGCAUAUUUGCAAACCCUGGAGGUUCAUCCAAGAUUUACAAAUCCCUGGUAUGUUGCUCACCUAGCAUAUUUUUGACAUAUAAGAGAAACUUUGUUGUUCAUCAUCCGAUUAAGAGAGAAACGUAGUCAACUCUGAGCCAGUCGACACAGCACUUUGAUCUAGUUGGACUAAGUAAGUGAUCUCCGACUUCAGUGUGAUCAGCCUGUUUGUUGUAAUUGCAUCGGUCUUAGACAGAAGUGGUUUCAGCUUGGGGGUCCAAGGAAAUCAACCCAACAUUGGCGUAUUGGGUCAGCUGCCUUUUGCCUUUAGGAAAGAGACUCGAGUUUGUCAGGCCUCAUAGACAUUAAUUACAGGUGUAGCUGUAGCUAUGCUCACUAAGUGAGAACAAGGCAAUAUUAAAUCAAACAAAAGUGAUGAUUUUGGUAAGGAUACCUCUUGCACUGUUGAGUAAUAUAGUGAUGGAAUUUAAUUAUGUGAUAGGAUUUGUUAUUAAUAAGAAAGUGACGAAGGACAGGCUUUGACACAACUUUAAUCCACUUGGCAAGGCUCUUAUACUUCAAUUUACAACUGGAUGUACAGCCCGGGAAUGCUAAUGUACAACUUUCAGUCUUAGACCAACUGCCUGGGAACAACAGAACCUCGUUGCACUAAAAUAUAUGUUGCCGUUAAUUUUUUAUUUUAGUUAAUUUUUAUUUUUCCUUUGUUUCAAAUUCAUUAGCACACAUUACCAUAGCCAAAGACAAUGGAAAAAUGAAAACUACCUGAAAUAAAAAAUUAACUACAACAUUUAUGUGCUAGAGUAGGGUAGGGAAUUAUAUGUCUCUGGGAAACUGCCCACCUACCCCUCACCUAGGCCAACAAUAACACUUACUUCUCACUUAGGGCAAAAUGUUGGCUUAGGGGAGGGGUAGGUGGGCAGUUUCCCAGAAACGUGUGAUGAUCCAAAAUUAUUCAUAGGCCCAGUCUUACAGGUUUCUUUAUGACUCUACUAUUAAACUGGUAAUUGGGGGAAAAUAGGUCUGAAACUUAGUUACGACCAUCAGAUGUGAAGGAACAACAUAUGAUGUAUUACACUGUCUGCAUAAUAAUGCUGUUGAUCUUCUGCUUGUUUUUUGCAGUAUUUCUACUCCAUCAAAGAUAUUUCAGUAGGAGGAAUAUGCAUGUGUAAUGGUCAUGCUGAUGAAUGUGUUCAAUCAGGUCGGCAAGAUAUCACACAGUUAGUGUGCAAGUGUAAACAUGCAACAUGUGGCAUCAAAUGUGAAACAUGCUGUCCAGGCUUUGUACAGAAACCUUGGCGACCAGCUACACCGGAUAAUGACAAUGAGUGUGAACGUGAGUAUUAAUAAGCCAGGGAGUGAAAAUUGAAGGUUUGUGUGUGGAAUAAAGGCCUCCAGUGACUUCUCAUCUAAGUCAAAUUCUCCCUUUGAUUCACAAGCUGAUGAAGCACAAAUUUGAAAUAGAACUAGGAGAUCAUCUGAGAAGCCACUUGGAGCUUUAUUCCAGUCACUACUUUAAUAUUAUUGUUGUACAUGUACAUCUAUAAAAUCAAAUAAAUACAUGUAUGCACAGCAUGUCAAAAUGUUUCAUGUAAUGAGACCAAUAUCCAGCUAUCUUCUACCCAACAAGCUUGGUCAAUAAAGGAAUUAUUCACAUGGCGAAAAAGGGAACUUUUUUCUUGUGGGACCAAGUGGGAAGUCUGGAGUGGGCAAGAUCUUGCCAGCUCAGGUAGCUAAUCAGAACACAGGAUUUGCUUCAUCUUGCCUGCUUAAUGCAAGUACAAUGUUCAGACUGUGAUACAUACUAACUCCAAGUUUUCUUUUUGAUGUUUUCAGCCUGCAACUGCCACAACCAUGCAACAGAAUGUUAUUAUAGUGAACAGGUUGCCCAGCAAAAAGGCAGUUUGGAUAUCAAUGGAAACUUGGAGGGAGGUGGAGUUUGUCGCAAUUGUCAACACAAUACAUAUGGAAAUAACUGUGAGAGGUGUAAACCAGGCUAUUAUCGUCCUACUGGGGUGCCCAAGACGUCACCUGAUGUCUGUCAAGGUACAAGCUAUUUCAGGUUGAGCUUUAUGACAUUAUUUUUUCAGCUGGCAAAUGUUGGAGAAAGUGCACCAGUAAUCUAUACACAGGCGAGAAAUUAGCAAAUGUAAAAUUAAAAACCUCACCUGGGGCCAGAUUCACAAAGUCCUCUAAGGAUAUGACAUAAUCUUAUCCUAUGUAUCGUUCUAUAAUAAUAGCCCAUUAAAAGAAGAGUUAGAGAUAUAUUUUAAUAUAUAUGUUGUAGUUAAUUUUUAUCUCAGGUAAUUUUUGUUUUCCUUUUGUUUUUGGGUAUGGUAAUGUAUGCUAAUGAAGUUUAAACAAAGGAAAAAAUAAAAAUUACCCGAAAUGAAAAAUUAACUACAACAUAUAUGUUACAGGUCAAAAUUAAAUUCAGGUUAAAAUUUUUUUUAACCCAGGUUGAUUCUCAAUUUCCCUUGUCUCAUGGCCCCAAUUGUGACCUUUAGAUUUGACCACUUGUACUUUAUGCAUCAUCCCCAAGAGCUGAUGGCUCGUCCGUAAUGCAUUUAUUAAUCAGGGUUGUCACUAAGAUUUCAAGUUGCCGGGUAAACACAACAAGUAGGCGGGGAAAUCAAACAGCUAGGGAUUUCUUUUGGUUCUAUUUUUCUUCUAUUUUCCAAUAAAAGUAGCCGGGGGCCACUCUCUUAGUAGCCGGGGAAAAUCCCCGGCCCCCGGCUCUUAAUGACAACCCUGUUAAUGUUAAUAAUAUUAUGGUAACAACAUGUAUGAUUUUGUGCAUUGUACCUGGCUCCGCAGCUUGUGUUUGUGACUUAAGAUUUUCCACUGGCCGCUGCUUUGAUGGUGAAGGCAACUGUGAGUGCUUAGAGAACUAUAGAGGAUCACAGUGUAACCAGUGUAAUGAGGGAUAUUAUGGCUUCCCCAACUGCAAACGUAAGUUGACAGGAGAUCCUUGCUUUGAAGAGAAUUAUAAUUAUUGCUGCGGAGCGACCGCAGGGAGCGAGCAGCAACAUAAUCAGGAUUUAAAGGAAAUAUAUAGAUAGGGGCAACGAAUUCUCGAAUUCAUCACUUUUUACCACAAUGCAUUGCAUUAAACCACACUUUUUACCACAAUGCAUUGCAUUUAACCAGAGUGCAUUGCGCCACGAACAAGUCAAAUAAUAACACGGGGAAGUUCGCAUCGUUCGCUGCCCAGACUCAGAGUUUUCUUUGUAGCAAAUUUUCUACAGCGCGGUUAGAGGUCUUACCAAAUUUAAGACACGCAGGAGUCUUUCAGAUGAGUACAAUGGUUAACUUGGGGAUUGGAUUUCAGUUCAAGAGCCUUUGACUCGUCCAGGUGUUAAACCUGACCAGAAGAUGAGUAUUUGCUCUUUGACUCCGCAACACGGGGGAUACACAAAUUCCAGCUUGUUAGAAGUGAAAGUGAGAAAAUGUCACGCCAUGCUAUUCUUAAGAACCUGUAGGAGCCGAAAAUGGAUGUGAUUUUGACCAUUCGCUUCAAAAUAACAGCGGAAAUCGAGAUAACAAAACAUGUUUUGUGUCCUACGUUGCAGACGAGGACGUGUAUCGGCGUUUUGAAAAGCAUAAUUAUGUUCUUUCAUUCAUUCAUUGCCAUGGAAUAUGCGUUUACAUUGUUUUUUACCGUUAAUAGCUCGAUUAAUGCGGCUGGCGAUCAUCUUGCCGGCGGAAGUUUCAUGCAAAAAGCAUUAAAUUAAAGACUUUUCCCAAAAUUACUCAAUCAGUCUCUGUGGUGUAGUGGUUAGGUGUAGUCACGUCGAGCCGAUGGUGCUGGGUUCGAAUCCUACCGAACUUUUUUUUUCCUUCUUUCUUUUUUUUUUUUUUUUCCGUUUUUUGUGUUGUUGUUUUCCAUAAAUAUAUAGCUAAAUAACUGUUACUUAAUAAAGUGCAAUAAACAGCAAGAAAAGUAUCGUGUUUCCAGAGAAAUCAUAGUACACCAUAUAUUAAAUAUAUGGAUAAACAAUCUGAAUUUCUAUCAUUUCCGACAAUUUACUGUGGGAAAACCAGAGUUGAUAACCACUUGAUCAUUUUCUAAACAACGUUCCCACGAGUUCUUUCUAUAGACUGAUAGUAAUUAUUCUAGUACUUUCCAACAUGUAAAUAGGACAUUCAAUGUCAUUUUCGAUUCUUUCAAGUCCCACUGCCUAACUAAUGCCAGUAUCAACAGAAUGUGCCGCAGCAUUACUAUCUUUUAGAUACCCUAGUAUUUAUAGUAAGUGAGCAGCAUCCAAAAGCAAUUUUUCUCUUUAAAGAACAAAAGACAACAUGCAGGACAGGAAAUACUACAAAGUGAGCACGGCCACAAAUCCUCUUGUGUUCACACCUCAGUUGCCAAUUACUCACCCUUUAGUAAGCAUGUGAGUACGAUUCAGUCAAACAAUCCAGGCAAAAUUGCAAAAAAUCAUUUCGCUUUGACCAGUACAGCACUUCAGCAGACCUCUUACAGCCUAUGUACGUUUUGUGUUCCCAGUGCAGGCAAGGUGAUCUUCUAAAGGAAAUUUGCAUUUUGUUCUUUUCAAAAGAAGUAAAUAAUUAUAUAUGUGCAUAGGACAGCAUUUAAACGAAAGAGCACUCUGGAUUAUCAUGGUCGUGAAGUGGAAGACAAAGUUUUCUUUCUCAAUGUGUAUAUGGUCAACUCUCUUUUAGUAGACACCUUUUUAACUAUAUGCUGCACGUUCUAUGCACCUCUUUCUUAUUUUUUUUUAGUACGCCUGACACGUGUACUCAGAAUUUAGUGAGUUUUUUGUUAGUUUAUUUUGUGCGUGAAGUUGGUCCAUGCCUUAUAUUUAACUCUCCAUAAGACAGAUGUCCCUUUAGAUGGACACUUAGUAUCAGUCCCAAAGGUGUCCAUCUAGAAAGAGAGUUGACUUCAUUGUGGCUGUUAUAAUUUUUUGCAGCAUGCGACUGUCAUCCCCUUGGUACAAGUGGACGUGUCUGUGGACCAACUGGAGAACAGUGUCCAUGUAAACCUGGUUAUACAGGUGCUAAGUGUGAUCAGUGUGACACAGGAUAUUAUGGAUUCCCUAACUGCAGAAGUGAGUUAUUACCUGGACAUGCAAUCUUUGUUCACUGCUAUGGACCGCAUAACAGAGAUUAAAGGCCCAUGUUCACCCUAGAUGCAUUGCGCGCCCUGUACUCCAGAAAAAACAUUUCGCGUAGUUGAAAAUCGCUGUCUUUAGUGUGUAAAGUCAAUCUUUGUUAAUCUUCUACAGUUCGCUAAAUCUGGUUUAAAAGAAAGUCUCAACAAGUUCUUUUGGUAUUUUUCUUUACAUCUUUUUGGAUAUUUUGGAAUGGUAUCGAGUGUUUGUUUCACUGCAGCACUUUCGAUGGCGGCUUCAUCGAAACAAAUGGUUGGAAGCAUGGUUGGAAGACUGCGUCGACGGAGGUCGCCGAAGUACAUUCGUCUCCGUGAAUCCGUUUUUUUAAUCCCUGGAGAGAUGGGAAAGAAACUCUUGGCUGUAAAUUCUACAGACAGCGUAUUUGCCGAGUUCCUUCUACAUUGAACGUUCAAUUGUAAACAAAGGUCCCGUUGAAAUCAGUUGAAAGCAAAACAAGCGAGUCAAUCUAACAUGAACAAUGCUUUAUUAAAUUUAACCUAUGAAGCGAGUGAUAUCCUUAACGUAAACUUAUCGUCUGGCGUAUCACCAUUAAAGCCGGCUCUAAAGUAGCGAGAACUCUUAUUUAAUAGCAAACCAAUCCUUAGCAAAACCUAAAGAAAGUGUAAUACAGCGAUUACAGCGACAAGACUGUACGCAGUGCCGAUUCGACGCUUUGCAAACACAACUUCUCGCUUAUUCUUUCGAGAACACAUACCUAAGCUUCCUAAGAAUUAACACAAAAUAAUAGAUUGAGGAAUCAAAACAUUUCCCAGUCGAAUCGGGCUUCAGGAAAACCUCACCUGGUGCUUAGACGUUUCGUAAUUUAUGACCUUCAUUGUGUUCAUCGGACUCAACAAAGCAUCCAUAUGAAUUCACUACCAGUUUAAAUUUUGAACUGCUUUCUGCGGUGACAUUUAACGAAUUCGGCGAUAUAUCUUCCUCCAUUUGGGAAAGAAUCAAAAGUCUUACUGGCCUCUUUGAUACUGUCUCUCUAAGCUUCGGUCAAGCGUGAAAAAAGCUGCAAUUGUAGUCUCCCUCGCAGUCGUUUUUAGUAUCGUCACGCAACGCUCCUCAAAGUGGAAGCCAAUCAAAACACUGCAUUUGACAAAAGAAUCGUUUCAAAACAAAAACACAAGCACGCAAAGCCAUUUGGGUGAACAUGGGCCUUUAAAGUGCCCAUAACCUAAAAUUUUAUAUUUUCUUAUCUGAAACUACACUUUAUUAAAAUAACUUCUGUGAAAAAAUUUUGCGAUUUGAACCAAAGACAAUUUUUUUAGAAUUUUUUAAAAGCGUUCAAAUUUGCCGCCAUUUUGGCACACCAUUCGUCUCAGUCUUCUCUCGGAGUAUGACGUUGUAUGACGUACUUUAAGGAACACGUGACUUUAUCAACAGGAAAACAUUAAGAGUUCUGGUAGGUUUUUCUGUUUCAGAAAAACUUUCUUCUUGCGAAGACAUUGUGAUUCAAUCCUUACUUCUAAUUGAUCUUUCUUGCGUACAGCUGAUGAAGGCGAGUUCCUUAAUUUACGUCACGUGAUGUCAUAUGUGAGCCUGCUAGUUUGCGUGACCAGCGUCGCGGGUGUACCGCAAAAAUGUAGACUUCAAAAAUUGUUAAAAAAAUCGCGUUUUGUUCAAACCGCAAAAUUUUUUCGCAGAAGUUAUGUUAAUAAGGUUUAGUUUCCGAUAAGAAAAUAAAAAAUUUUAGGUGAUGGGCACUUCAAGUCAAUAAAAUUUAACCUACAGUUAUCUGUUAGAAAGAGUACAGUGAAAAUAAUAUUUUUCUGUAUGUCUUUGGCAGUGACAUUCCAUUAAAAUGGAGGUGAUUUUUUCCAAAAAAAUGAUUGGUUUGGAGGCUCUGAAAGGUCUUUGCAUCUACAGUGCCCUUGUAGCGAUCAGGUUUGAGUUAGGUUUACAGGCUUUCACAAAUUGGUAAAAUGCGCCAAUCCUGAUUAUGAAUCUUCUAUAGCAGCAGUCUCAACGUUUCUGUGGUUAUAAGAGGUAGAAAAAUAAAGGAACUUUUUUGGUUCUGCCAUCUGCCCCCUCCCCCAAUGCUUUUUUUCUCUUCUUGAAAGCUGGUGUAUGCAACUCAGCUGAGUGUACCCGUCUUAUUGCUUAUUACUGUACUAUGUUUACUAUUGUAUAAUGUCAAUGACUUCUGCAUUGUUGUAGGGUGUAACUGUGAUAGGGUUGGAUCAAUAUCACCAGACACCUGUGAUGCGACUACUGGCCAGUGCAACUGUCGUCAAAUGUACACUUCCCGACAAUGCACUCAGUGUAGUAAGGGAUUUUACAGCUUUCCUGAAUGUAACGGUAGGUACAUGUACUUGCUUGCAUGUGAAUUUUCACAUUUCAAGUUCUUGUCCUUUGUCAGAGCGAAUGCUAACUUGAAUUGCUCCAACACAGCUCCACAGUUUAAUUCUUUUAGACACCCCUUAGUUUAUAACAUGCAUCAUUUAAGAAUGCUAACAGUGGUUAACAGCAAAGAGCACCCUCAGUGCUAGUGGCCUGUGAGUGGCCUGUAUGCCCAGUAGUUAGUUUACAACACUGUUCACAUAAUUUUGUGGUAUGUCUAGUUUACUUCAUGCAUUGAUUUGUUGAGAUCCACACAGUUUCUUUCAGCCACUUAUCCCUCUCCUCCCCUCAUUUGUUUUCUUUCCACUGAUAUUGUAACAUGUGCCUGUUUUUUUGUUUUUGUGGGGAUCAUGGCUGUGUUGUUGUGCCAGCCUUGGGUGUGUUAUUCAAUCUAAGGGAUGCAGGAUUGUCAAAAGUAGCCGGCUGUUGGCUAAAAAUUGCGGCCUAAUUGUUUAGUAUCAGCCGGCUACUCUGCUUGGCAUUUUCUUGGCAUUUUUUUAUGGAUCGCAUUUAGAUAAAAUAUCCCUGGACUGGCCACUUACUUUGACAACUCAGCCGUCUACUUCAAAACUUUCCGACAACCCUAGGGAUGGAUUGCCAAAAGGUGGAGGUCCCUGGAUACUCCAAGCACCAUACCUCCAUUUAGCAUUGUGGUUGUUAAGUGCAAUGGUUAUGAGGUCUGACAAAUUACAUUAUGAUCAGUAGUUAUUAUUUGCUUUUUUGGACUCACUGUGUACAGCCGUGAAUAGCAUUCUUAUCAUUUAGAACUAAUUCACUGACAGGGAGCCAGGGAGCUCCUAACAUAACCUGCAACACCAUUCUCUUCAUCUUUGAUUUUUGCCAGCUUUCAUAAGCAUUCUCCUCUUAGUCUAGUAACUGUGGAUGCACAACAACCUUCUCUGAUCUUUUUUAUGUGUUACUUUUGUUGUUCAGUUUGUAACUGUGAUGCUGAAGGUACAGCUAGAGAUAUCUGUGAUCCAAACACUGGUGAAUGCAUCUGCAUGAAGAAUUUCGCAGGUCCGCGCUGUGAUGUUUGCAAUGAAGGAUAUCAUAGAUUUCCUAGCUGUGUUGGUAAGUGUAAAGCCAACAAGGUUUUAACUCUUUAAACCCAAUGUAAAGAAUCAGAUUCACAUUAAUUUGUGCACUUAAACAUUUUCUACAGAACUAGCUAGUGAGGAGAAUUUCCAAUUGAAGAAUAAAUUAGAUUCAGCUUUUGUGAUCCUGUCCUUAAUUAUUCACACCAACCUUGUUAAAGCAAUUUGAUAUUACAAGGAGGAAUUUGAUGCGAAUGACACAUACCUGUAUAGGACUUAAAAGGUUUAAGGUCGUCAGUGGUCUGCAUAGUUAAACUGUUAAAAUCUUGAGAUCUUCUUUUUGAAUUGCCUGAAAAAAAAUGUUUAGUUGUAUUAUGUAAUGUCAGGUAUCCUGUUCUGGUUUUUAAUCAUCAGAUUGUGGCUGCUCUGAGCAAGGGUCUGUGUCUCGUAAUUGUUCCCGGUUUGGUGUAUGCAAAUGCCGAGUCAACUAUGAGGGUGUGAGGUGCGACAGAUGUCGAGCAGGCUACUACAGCUAUCCCCAAUGUGUGAACUGUUCAUGUGAUCCUUUUGGAUCCCAGCAUCAGUUCUGUGAUCCUAGGACAGGCCAGUGUCUUUGCAAAGGAAGCUUCCGAGGCCAAAACUGUAAUCUCUGCCGCAGUGGGUAUUAUGGCUUUCCUAAUUGUCGGGCUUGCGAGUGCAACCCCGCAGGAAUUAAACCCCUCCCGGGUCGUCCACUGGGUGAUUGCUCCUCUUCUAAUACGGUGAGUUUAUAUCAUUGCCUCAUCUUAAUAUUCUCUGAAAUGGGAUAUAUUUUUUGAUCACUUCUUUAAUUUUCAUUCAGCAACAAAAAUUAAAAAAAAAAAGAUUUGCAGCUACACUUAAAUUCUUGUAUCAUUGCUCUUUGCUUGAAAUCAACUCUCUCUAAGACAAAAGCAUUGGGCACAUCUUUAAGACUUAAGGCCCCAAUAGCCACAUUUAUGUUUAAAAUUUUUAAUUCUCUAGACUGAUCUCCAUACAACAAAGUAAAAAUAUUAAAGAAUGAGUUGAGGAAAUUUGAUACAUGACCAAAGCAUUCUGACUAGAUGCUGUUCAUUUUAUAAUUAAUUUUUUAACUCGUGGGUACGCGCGAGCGUACCACGAGUUAUUGCAGGGACUGAGAUAUGCAAAUGAGUCACUCACUCACUCAUAGUAGACGCACUUCGUAAUUAAUCGGGUGCGAACUCGAGAGCGCGAAGAUCUAUCGUUUCCAAAGAAGCACGCGCUCGCCAAAGUUCGGUAGCAUCAAAUUCCCCGCUGCGAGCGUGCAUCGUGCACUACAGCACGGUUAGGAUAGAGGUCUUACCAAAUUUAAGACAGGCAGGAAUCUUUCAAAUUAGUACGAUUCAAAAGCCUUUGACCCGUCCAGGCGUUAAACUUGACAAGAAGAUAAGCAUUUGCUCUUCGACUCCUUCAACUUCGACGCUGGCUUGAUCUCCUACCUUGUAGUACUGUAGUAGGUUAUGUGUAUGAAUGAAUUUAUGGCAGUCAGUAUAAAACACGGACAGGGGACUACGGACUGGGUAUAAAAUACGAACUAUAAAAUACGGACUGGUGAAAUGUAUGGUAAAUAAAGGCACUUCUUCUUCUUCUUCUUCAUAAGGACUCCCCAAGAUCACGGGGGGAAAUGGAUGUGAGUUUGAGCAUUACCUUUUUAAAAUAACAGCGGAAAUCGAGAUAAGGAAACAUAAGCUAAUGUUUUGCGUCCUACUUCGCGGAGGAGUUGUGUCGGCUUUGUAUCGCAUAUGUUCUUUCAUUGCCAUGAAAUGCGUUUACAUUGUUUUUUACUGUCAGUAGCCUGGUUUCAAUUAGCCUUAAUUUCAUCCCACUGCUUCGAGUCGUUUUUAUGGCUCGAUCGUUUGCCCCGGUCGUUUGCCGGCGGAAGUUCCAUGGAAAAGGCAUUAAAUUAGAGACUUUUCGCAUUCGACCAUCCUCAAUGGCGUAGUGGCUAUGUGAGGUCGGGUCUAACCGAAGGUACCGCGUUCAAAUCCUGCUAAGACCUUUUUUUUCCCUUCUUCCUUUUUUUUUUCUUUUUUGUUUUGUCUUGUUUGCUUAUUUGUUUUGCUGUUUUUUUUGGCUUUGUUUUUAAAUAUAUACUUAAAUAACUGUUACUAAGUGCAAUAAACAGCAAGACAAGUAUUGUGUUUCCAGAACAAGGAUAGUAUAUUUAUAAUAUGAAUUUCUGUCAUUUCCUAAAAUUCACUGUGGGAAAACCAGAGGUGAUAACUAAUUGAUUAUUUUCUAAACAACGUACCCACGAGUUGACGAUAGUCUUUCUUUGAUUAUUAAUUCUCAUCACCAUUAUUUCCGUUACAACUUUUAUUAUAAUUUUUGUAGCUACUGAUAUCGUUAGAAGAAAAUUGAUGUUAGUCACCCUAGGGAUUAAUUAAUAAGGGCUAGUUUCUGUCUUAGAGAUGUGCCCACUUCAUCGGGAGCAAAAGAAUGAUUAUGUUAGGGUUAAGGAGGAGUAUUGGUGAUACCACCGACCUGUCUUCUGGUUAAUGAAACCUCAUCAAGUGUGGUUGCUCGAGAGAUAGAGGGUUAACCAUUAUAACUAUGGAUUAAAGGGCUACCGUGGUUAUUCAAGUUACAUGUACUUACUUAAUGAUGCUUAUAAUUAUCAUUAGGGUCAGUGUAACUGCAAGGACAAUGUACAGGGUUUGAUCUGCUCUGAGUGCAAAGAUGGCUACUAUGCUCUGCAGAGCAGUAACCCAAUGGGAUGCAAAAACUGUGAUUGCAACUUAGAUGGUGUGAUAGGUGGGCUAAGAACGUGCGACAAGACCACAGGGCAGUGUCCAUGCAAACUGUAUGUGACUGGCAGACGAUGUACCAGGUGUAAAGUGGGAUUUUAUGGUCUGGCAGGGAGAAAAAUAUUUGGAUGCACAGGUAUAGAGAAUUGUUACCUACUCAAUGUUAAUUGUGUCAUGCAAAGUAAGAGUUAACUUUUUGAGGAGAAUGUUAUCGCACAUGAAAUCAGUAGCUCACACAGUGGGAGUAUGGUCUUGUUUCUUUUACAUAGACGUACUAUAUGCACCACUUGGCCGCACCUCUCUCCACUGCCGAAAACGCACCCCCGUCCCCCGCCCUUAUGUGAAUAGACCCUUGAAUUUAUGUCAGGCCAGGGCACAGAUGACUAUUACUUACCCUUGUACUACUGAUGUUAUGCUUAGGGUGUGGCUGUGAUGUGGGUGGAGCCUAUGAUCAGUAUUGUGAUUCCAAUUCGGGACAGUGCUCAUGUCGCCCUAAUGUUGUUGGAAGAGACUGCAGCAGGUCUGUACUGAGUAUCUACAUGUUGAAUUUCAACUUUGUAUGAUUUCCUUAAGAAAAUGCUUGAUAUUGACUGUCUCUGUUUAGUUCUUAGUGAGAGCAAAUAAAUGAAGGCAGUAAUCGUUUGUGUGAGUUGUUUCAGUUUCAAAGUACAUGUAUAAGGCUUACUGCUGUAAUCCUAUUUACAGAGCUGAGUUUCUUAGACUAUAUUGAAAAGCAACAACAUAUAGUGGAAGCUCUCCUAACCAACACUCUCGUAAGCAGAAAGCUCUUCUUACGGCCACCUUCACAAAAUGCUAUUUCUCCUAACUCCCAUACAAACUCUGUAUUUUUACAUUCUCGUAAGCGGCCAGCCCCAGUUACGGACACCUUUUUUGUGUCCCAAGGGUGUCCGCCUGCAAGAGCUAGCUUUCACUGUAACUUCUGUCACCCUAAGAACAAAGAAUUCUGACCAUGAUCGGUGGGUGAAAUGCACAAAAUGAAUGUCCAGUAAAUAACAAUGAAUAAAAAUUUAACAUGCUCGGGGCUAUCACCUCUAGCUUACAACAACUGUUUGCCUUAUACCUUUUUCCCAUUGUCUCCCUCUUUUUUAGUUAACUGUGUAUAGUUUCUUACAGUCAGUCUGUUUGUACCUGUUGUAGCCCUGCCCCUCAGCACUAUUAUCCAACUUUACUUCAAAUCAAAUCAGAGAUGGAGGAUGGAACUACAGUUCCAAGCAAACAAGGUUCAGAUGUGUUGUCACCUGACAUUAUGAUGAACAGUGAUGGACAGCCUGUCAGAUUUGGCUUUGAUGAGAGUGUAUUCCCUGGUUAUUCAUGGCGUGGUUAUGCUUCCAUGUCUGAUAUCCAGGUACAGUGUAUGAAGGGCUCGGUUGACAAUUUCUGCUUAUAAUACUGUCCACUCUUACUUAAAGGGGCUCUAGGUAUUUUAGACUUCAGCUAAAACACAACUUUAGAGAUCCAGGGAAAGCCAAAGAUCAGUUAGUAAAACAAUAUUGAAAUGGUUGUCAUGUAGGUAAACUUGAAAAUGUUGUCACUUAAAUGUGUUGUAAAUUUGUUUUAGAUGAUUGAUUCCUGUCUUCCUGAAAUGAUCAUUUGUCAUAUGGUUUAUUUUUCAUCAUGUUUUGCUCAAAAUGCCUCUGAGAUGCUCCACUAGACUGAUCUUCAUAGACAUCCUUAAAUAAUUAGUUGAGAGAAGUUGACAGAAGAUCAAAGCAUUUUCCCUUUAGUGAUCGUUUUAUUAAUUCUCAUAACCUUAUCUCUCUAUAAUGUAUGGAUCAUAUUGUCAGGAAAAAAGUUGAACUUAAUAUAUAUAAGGGUUAGAUUGUUUGUCGGCGAGGCUCUGUUCUUCUCAUUUUAAGCAUACUGAUGACAUCUGUCAUGUUACUUACAGAGAGUGCUGAAGGUAACAGUGGACAUUCCCAAGACAGGCCGUUACCACACUGUAUUCCACUACAUACUGAAUGAGAGUUCUCCAGUGACAGGCGAGGUUAUGUUUACUCCAAAGGGAGGGGUAGGAAGCAAGCAAAGCAGUAAAGUCACAUUUCCAGUCACCCCUGCUGGACCAGCACGUCAGACUGUUGGAGUAGCUGACAGUCCAACACAGUUUAUGUUGACAAAAGGACAGUGGGAUCUGGUGUUGGUGCUGCCUCCUGCGAGUGUUCUUUUGGUGAGC
This is a messenger RNA of Porites lobata, 19123 nucleotides long. Lineage: Eukaryota; Metazoa; Cnidaria; Anthozoa; Scleractinia; Poritidae. The record is from the annotation of a GenBank genome assembly.